Messenger RNA from Engraulis encrasicolus (European anchovy), 2406 nucleotides. RefSeq names its product dihydrouridine synthase 1-like (S. cerevisiae) (gene dus1l). The record is from RefSeq and is a predicted model, not a curated record. The transcript is spliced from 13 exons. NCBI's taxonomy places the organism in Eukaryota, Metazoa, Chordata, Actinopteri, Clupeiformes, Engraulidae. Gene Ontology annotation, molecular function: tRNA dihydrouridine synthase activity. The coding region runs from base 336 to 1805 and encodes 489 amino acids.
UUCGCUGGAGAAGCUCGCGUGAGUUGUCUCGUCUUGCUAUUCACACUUUUGAAGUGCACUAGUCGGUGGAUUUUGACAUAAUUUAAUCUGGUUUGGACGGUCUCAUAGUAUAUUCUCAACAUACUAAAUACAUUACAGAACAUUGCCAGAUGUAAAGAGUGCGCUUUGACUUUUGUCAUGUCAGGGCUGAACCAGCUUGUGCUGACAGAGAGAGAACGCAACCCUCGCUUACCUGAUCUGCAUUGAGUAUUUUUAUGACUUGGAUAAUUGUGUUGGUAAGAAUAUAUUAAGCCAACACUAACAGUUAGAGGUGAGAAAUUGUCUCGACGAGUGUAAUGGCGAAGCUGAAAGGCUUUGAUUUCUGGAAAACGACUCUGAAAGGAGCUCGGUAUGUGGUGGCACCUAUGGUGGACCAGAGUGAACUGGCAUGGAGGCUUCUCAGUCGGCGACAUGGAGCGGAGCUUUGCUACACACCGAUGUUGCAUGCACAGGUGUUCGUGCGAGAUGUCAAUUAUCGCCGGGAGAACCUGUAUAGUGAUGUGAGUCCCGAGGACCGACCGCUCAUUGCUCAGUUUUGUGCCAAUGACCCAGAGGUAUUCGUCCAAGCUGCUCUGAUGGCACAAGAGUACUGCGACGCCAUUGACCUUAACCUGGGCUGUCCUCAAAUGAUCGCUAAAAGAGGUCACUACGGGGUCUUUCUUCAGGAUGAGUGGGAGCUACUUGAAAAGAUGGUGAAAUUGGCAAAUGAGAAGCUUUCCGUGCCCAUAACUUGCAAGAUCCGGGUAUUUCCCGAGAUUGAGAAGACGGUCCAGUAUGCCAAGAUGUUAGAGAAAGCCGGCUGCCAGCUGUUGACUGUUCAUGGCCGAACCAAAGAUCAGAAAGGUCCGCUGACGGGCAUUGCCAGCUGGGUACACAUCAAGGCUGUGAGGGAGGCAGUGAAUAUCCCAGUGUUUGCCAAUGGAAACAUUCAGCACUUGAGUGAUGUGCAGCGCUGCAUGGAGGAGACGGGGGUGCAUGGAGUCAUGACUGCAGAGGGGAAUCUCCAUAACCCAGCCUUGUUUGAGGGCCGCAGCCCUCCGGUUUGGGAGAUGGCGGAGGAGUACCUCGAGGUGGUGAAGAAACACACUCCUUGCUCCUUGUCCUUCGUGCGGGCCCACCUUUUCAAGAUGUGGCAUCACACGCUACAGAUCCAUCAGGAUCUAAGGGAAGAUUUGGCCAAAGUGAAAAACCUGGAGGGUCUUGCAGAAGUCAGCCGUCAGCUCAAGGAGCGCUGCCAGGAGGAGAUAGCUAAAGGAGCAGCAGACUCGAGCCCCACUGGCGGGCUGCCCCUUCACCACUGGAUCUGCCAGCCUUACGUCCGGCCUCCGCCUAAGGAGCCCGGGAGUGAGAACACGCCAAAGAAUCCGGAGAUCAAGGCUUCCAAAAGGGCCCUGGAGGACACAGAUGGCAGCAGUGACGGCCUGUCCAAAAACAAGCAGAAGAAGAAGGCUCGCAACCCCCACAAGAACUUCUGUCCCGAGCAGAAACCAAAGUACAUCAAAUGUGAGCAGUGUGGAAAUCCUAAGGGAAAUAAAUGUGUGUUCAACUUGUGUCGGGGCUGCUGUAAGAAGGCGGCCUUUAAGGCAGUGGCAGACUGUCCAGGUCAUGGGCUAAAGUUCAAGACUAAAGCGCUGAAGCUUCAGGCUGUGGAGACUGAGGCGGGUCAGGAGAAUGGAAACGGCAGAGCAGAGCGCAUCCAGGAGGAGCAAGCCUCUACCCCACCACCACCCCCACCUGAGCCUCAUGUUGCUCAGGCUGUGGCCUAACACCUGGCCCUGGCUGAUCACAACCACUGCCAUCUUCCACGGUGCUGCUUCUGCAAAAAAAACACUUUGAUCCAGACUUAGUCACUGGACAUUAAUGAAGAUGGAGCGUCAUGUCGUUGCUGACUGUCCGGCAAGAUAAGUGCUAUACUAGGCACAGCUGCCCAGGAACUGUCAGAUCAAAGGCCUCUUAGGAACCACUGUGUGGCUUUGCUGUUUAUUUUUCGGUAUAAGAGGGAAUAAGGAGUUGGGACACAUAUCUGGUCAAACCACAUGCUGCUUUUUAAAAAAAAAAAUCUUGGAUGAGUUCCAUUCUCUUGUUUUAUUUUGGUUUUAUUCUGAUGUUACUUUUGGGGCAGUGGGUUUUUUCUUUCUCCCUCUUUUCAAAUUUCAGUCUUACCAAAGCAAAACGGUGUCGAAAUGGUCUUAGAAGUACACAAAUGCGUGUUUUCAGUUAACUGGAGAAGGCCUAUAAAUCGUUCAUUGUGUGGUUAUGUGUAUCUUGACUUAAAGCAGUCCAUGUACAAGCCUCAACGAACUUCACCAUGAAUCUCGAUGUUUUUGAACUUUUUCAUAGAAUGAUCAAUAUAAUGGUGUGUGUCAA